Messenger RNA from Anastrepha ludens (Mexican fruit fly), 2328 nucleotides. RefSeq names its product protein kinase 4. The record is from RefSeq and is a predicted model, not a curated record. The coding region runs from base 1744 to 2328 and encodes 194 amino acids. NCBI's taxonomy places the organism in Eukaryota, Metazoa, Arthropoda, Insecta, Diptera, Tephritidae. The transcript has 2 exons.
AAAACAAAAAAUAGUCAAUAAAAAUUUGUGUUGAGUUUUAAAGAUUUUUUUAACAAUGAAACGGGAACUAAUCAAGUGAAGAGUGUUGUGUGUGCUAAAGUGACGCGUGGACAGUGUCCUGCGUGCAUCGUAUCUAUGACUAUUGUUGCACGCGAAUACAGCGAAGUGACAUUAAAAAUAUUUAUAUAAAAUGGGAAAUUCGUAAACGGAAACGCUUCGUUGUUAAAAAGUUCAUGCGUGCGCUUUUGAGUGAAAAACUAAAAAUCCGCAAAGUGCCGCAAAGCGGCUAUCGGUUCAUUGAAAGCUUGUGUGGACUUACGGUCGCUUGGUUGGUCGGUCAGUCGGUCGCAGGGUCGUUGGACGGUCGUUGGCUUACAGACGUUGCUUGUUGGUGCCUGCAUCCUUGCCCCGUUGCCACUAUUGCCACAUCCUCCCCCUCCCGCAUUUGCUUCGCAAGGCACCACCUUGCCGGCUGGUGCAUUUAGGCCGGCCGCUAGGUGCAAGAGCCUGUGAAACAACUUGCUACCACCCAGCCGCCCAUCGCCCAUCGCUUAACCAGCAACUAACCGCCCGGCCUUCCUUUCGUCGCGUCUAUGACAUCGCCCGACGCGCACGAAGUCGCUGUCGUUGUCGUCGUAUCGGCACUCAUCGUCAUCGCACACAAACGCACCUAUCUAAUGCAUGCAAACACACUCACACACACAAUGCAAUAGACUCACAAGCUGCAUUGCAGCAGUCAACAGCAGCAACAGCAACAACGAGCUGCUAGAACAGAAACGACGCUGCUGCAACGCUGCGCUGCAUUGACGGAAGUGACGUAAUUUCCGAAACAGGAAGCAGCUACAGCAGUGAGCGAGCGAGCGCAUAGACAAAUUCAAUGGCCAACAACAGUAGUGUGGUGCUGCUGCUGUUGGCGAACGUUCAGCAAAAAAACAGCAGGAGGCGAAAACUGUGAAUGGGAAGAAUUGAAGAAAAUUGUGCAGAUUUUAUUAAAAGAAUUGAAAAAAAGAGAGAAAUAAUGAAAAGAAAGAAUAAGAUUUUCGAAAUUAAAAAGACGCGAGUGCAUUUCUAUUAAUGAGAAAAAAAAAUAUAUAUAUGAUUUUGUAAAAAUAUGUGAAACAAAUAAAAAGAAAACCUAUUUCUUCACCGAAAGCUAUGGAAAAUGCAACUACUAAAAUAUUUAUGAGCCGAAAAUAAAGCGAAAACAAAACAGCAUGAAAAGUGCAGUGUUUAACUUUGUGAAAUAUUGUGUUAAAAUUAUUAAAAAUCAAAACAGUUGAAAAGUAAAAAUCUCAACCAAAUGAAGCGACGCAAAGCCGCUAACGAAGCGCGCUAGUCGAGAACGUUGCAUGGCAAUGGAUAUGCGUUCUAAUAUAGCAGCUGUGGUAGUAGUUGGGCGUUGAACGGAGCGUGAAAGAGCAAGAAAAAAUAUAUAAAAAUAAAUUGCUGGGGAGUCAAUUAUUAAAGAGCGACCUCACCAACAACAAAAAAUAUAUAAAAAAUACAGAAAUUCAUAAAAAAUAAAAAAAUUGAAAAAAAAACAACAACAAACACGAAUCUCUGGCAAAGGAAAAACCGCAGAACCGUUACAAAACCAACUUGUGUGCAACAACAAGUACACUGCAGGCAAGCAAACAUUCAGUCAAACAGUAGCAAACAGAAAUAAUAAAACGACAAAACGACAAAAAGCAAAAUAAAAGUUGAAAUGGACUCGUCGCUGCAAUUGUAUAAAAUAAAUUCCAAAUGUCUUCCGGAAUAAAUUGUCGUGAAAUUUUCGUAUUUUUGGAAAUUUUAAUUUGGAACCAAAGAGAUCACCAGAAGAAGAGAAAUCAUCAUCAUCAAAAGCAGCAACGACAUAACAACAACAAUGAUAGUGGCCAGCAGCGGCGACAGCAACAAGAACAACAGAAACAACAAAAAACCAACAACGCAGUGAAAGUGUUAAAGUGUAAAAAUAAUAAUAAUAAUCACAAAAUUUAUAGCAGCAAAAGCAACAGCAACAGCAAUAGCAACAAUAACAGCAGCAACAACGUCAGCAUCGUCAGUGGCGGUAGUCAAUGUAGCAGUAAUACCAGUGUCAGCAGCAACAAAAGCCAAAUAAUCAACAAUUACCAGCAUAGUGCUGGUCAUCGUCAGCAACAGCAACAGCAACAACAACAACAACAACAACAACAGCAUUUACAAUAUUUUCAGCAGCAACAGCAGCAGCUGCUUAAUAACGCCAAAAGCAACAACAACAACAACCACCACACGCACUUAAAUCACUUUAAAAUAUUGCAGAAUCAAAUGAAAAUCGUCAGCAAAACCUGCACAAACGGCCAACAAUAA